AUGAUCAAACAGAAUGUAUCCGACGGUCAAAUUUUCGGCAAAAUGAUUCUCCUGGAAGAAGAACAGGAUCAACUCCUUGCAAUAGCCUUUUCCCGUCCCCAGAACCCAGAUGAUAUGCUAUGCCACGUAUACGAGUCGAUUAAUGGUCCUGAAUUGAAUUCAGAUAAGAUUGCCGAUGCCUUGAUAAGAAAAAAUCUUAUCUCGUCGAAGAGAUUCUGGUUACAAUCCCAUACCAAAUGGCUCAUUUAUGAAUACAUCCGUGAUGUAUCACCAGCCGAUCCGUGUGGGGAAGGACUGCUAGAUGGCAGUUGGGACCCAACAUAUAAACAACUCAUCAACGCCUUAGCCCUGAUUCCACAUGGUGAAGAAGCAAAAAAGCUUUCUUAA
Messenger RNA from Plenodomus lingam JN3, 387 nucleotides. RefSeq lists its product as uncharacterized. NCBI's taxonomy places the organism in Eukaryota, Fungi, Ascomycota, Dothideomycetes, Pleosporales, Leptosphaeriaceae. The record is from RefSeq and is a predicted model, not a curated record.